This is a messenger RNA of Pimephales promelas (fathead minnow), 9783 nucleotides long. RefSeq names its product calmodulin binding transcription activator 1a (gene camta1a). Gene Ontology annotation, molecular function: transcription coregulator activity; protein binding; double-stranded DNA binding. The record is from RefSeq and is a predicted model, not a curated record. Lineage: Eukaryota; Metazoa; Chordata; Actinopteri; Cypriniformes; Leuciscidae. Gene Ontology annotation, cellular component: nucleus. Gene Ontology annotation, biological process: regulation of transcription by RNA polymerase II.
AUGGUCAGUCAUAGUUCGACAGCCAAUGGUGAGUGCGCUCUGGUUGGACUUGCCUCUGCCUCUCCAGUCCCUUCUCGUGCUGCUGUCCUCUGCGUGAACGCGCGUGGUACCCAACGCUCGUGAAGAGGAGGAGGAUGUGGCGCGCGGAGGGGAAAUGGCUGCCGAAAACAAGCCGGAAGGACUGAAGAAAAUCCGUAAUCCGGAUCGAAUGUACAGAUCAGCUGUGUGUUAUUCGGCCCAUGCUCCUCCUAAGAGUGUCAGUGAUGACACAGAGACGAACAAUGAACAUGGACAUUUGAAAAUAUACCUGCCCAAAAAGCUGCUUGAAUGUCUACCAAAAUGCUCCACAUUGCCAAAAGAGAGACACAGGUGGAACACCAAUGAGGAAAUUGCAGCAUACUUGAUUACAUUUGAAAAGCAUGAAGAAUGGUUGACAACAUCCCCUAAAACAAGGCCACAGAAUGGGUCGAUGAUCCUCUACAAUAGGAAGAAGGUGAAGUACAGAAAGGACGGCUACUGCUGGAAAAAAAGGAAAGAUGGGAAGACCACGCGGGAGGAUCACAUGAAGCUCAAAGUACAGGGAGUGGAGUGUCUGUACGGCUGUUACGUCCACUCCUCCAUCAUCCCCACCUUCCACCGCAGGUGCUACUGGCUUUUACAGAACCCAGACAUUGUGCUGGUCCACUACCUGAAUGUGCCAGCUAUCGAGGAUUGUGGGAAGCCGUGUGGGCCCAUCCUGUGCUCCAUCAAUACAGACAAGAAAGAAUGGGCCAAAUGGACAAAGGAGGAACUCAUUGGCCAACUGAAACCCAUGUUUCAUGGCAUCAAGUGGACUUGCAGCAAUGGGAACAGCAGCUCUGGCUUCUCUGUGGAGCAGCUGGUGCAGCAGAUACUGGACAGCCACCAGACCAAGCCUCCUCCCCGGACUCACAACUGCCUCUGCACUGGCACUCUGGGUGCUGGAAGCAGUGUGCAUCAUAAAUGUAACAGCGCCAAACACCGCAUAAUCUCUCCCAAAGUGGACCCUCGCUCAGGAGGCUAUAGCAGCACCCACUCUGAGCUCCAGAAUAAUGAUGUGUCGGAGGGUAAGACAGAGCACAGCCACAGCAGCAAGAACAGCGGAGGAACAGGAGGAGGGAGCGUGCGUGAGAAACGCAACGGCAAGGUCCACAAACCCGUCCUGCUGCACCAGAACAGCACUGAGGUGUCCUCCACCAAUCAGGUGGAAGUGCCAGACACAACCCAGAAUUCCCCUGUGUCCAUCAGCAGCGGGCUGAACUCGGACCCCGACAUGGCUGACAGCCCGGCGGUCACGGGCAUGGGCCACGUUGCCUCUGUCAUGAGCAGCCUAUCCCAGAGUGUUUUCAUGUCUGAGGUGACUGGGGAUUCCGUCUACAGCAUGUCCCCCACCGGAGGCCCCAACGCACAUAUUAUGGCCGAUGCCACCUCUCAUGGUCUGGUCUUGGGAGUCCCCUCUGACAGCCACAAAUUUGCCUUUCCAGGAAGUGGGAGCGCAGAUGCAGGCGGUCCUGGAGCAGACGGGCUAUCCAUGCUGUCUGCCUCUGGCAUCUCUGAUGAACUUGUCCUCUCCAGCAGCCUAGACUCUGGCAGCAUUAAAAUCCCUGAAACCACCAUGAACUUCGACCCUGACUGCUUCCUGAAUAACCCUAAGCAGGGCCAGACAUAUGGAGGAAGUGGAUUAAAGCAGGAGAAUGGCACAUGCAGUGCCUCGUCCUCCUCAACAGCUAACACCAACGGUUUGCAACGCUCGCCAACUAUAUCGGAUUCAAACUACGUCUUCAGUUCUGCCCUGGUGAAGAACAUCAAGACUGAGGACACGUCCUUUGAACAACAGCUGGCCAAAGAAGGGAGCUACCAGGUGGGGGCAGUCGUAAGCUGCAGCGUUUCCAAUGGCUCCGGCGCCGAGAACUCACUCACCUUGACCCCUGCUUCCUCGCUGCUACCAUCUGGAGGGGGCCUGAGUCCGAGCACCACCCUGGAGCAGAUGGAUUUCAGCGCCAUCGAUGCAAAGCAGGACUACUCCACCGGUGCCUCUGCUGUAGGUUACAGCCAGGCAAUGAACAACCUAACUCACCAGAACCAAUCUCCAAGCUUCUUCCUUCAAGAACCACCGCAGCCAGCCCAGAACCAGCAAGGCCGGCAGAGCUCCAGCCAGAAGGGCCACUUGCUGGAGCAUAACUCCCCUGAUGGAGGCUACAUGGGUCUGCAGGUUGUAAAGACGGAGUCGCCCGGCAGUAAUGGCCACCUCCACCACCAUCACACCCACCAGGGCCAGCACAGACCCAACUGCAAUGGAGGCUCACCCACUGAGGCCCAGGGACAGGCUGGCUCACUGCAGCUCCUCCAGUACCAGGGAAGCUUUCCAGGCCUUGGUCCAGAGCACGAGGAUGUGGUCGGUAUGGAUCAGAGUCGCAGUGUUGGGUCCGGUCAGGCUGGGGCCACUGAGAAUGGGACAGAUGGCUUACUAAAGUCUGGGGAUCAUCUACAAUCCUGCAGAGGAGGAAACAGAGAUAGCGGAGGAGCAGAUCACUUCAUGCAGCAGAGCUCUGAGAAUGGAGGCGAAGCCGUGGCUUUGAGGAAUGGAAACACCGCUAGCGGGCCCAACAACGGCUCGCAACAGCAACUCCAACCACUGAUUCAGGGAGCUAAUUUGGUUCAGGGGCUCUACAACACUAACCACGGGCUCAGUGGACCCGGAGCCAACGGCGGAGGAGGCACAGGCAUGGAAAUCAGCUUGGAUCAUUUUGACAUCUCCUUUGGAAACCAGUUUUCUGACCUCAUCAACGACUUCAUCUCUGUAGACGGCGGAGCCACGGCUGUGGGGGCUGCGGGAACGUUAUACACCCACCAGUUGGUGGCCCCUCCUGGGUCAGAUGGAACAGCCACCUCAGGUGGGAACCAACAGCAAGGUCAAGAGAAUACAAGCAACAGAGUGUCAGGAUACAGCCCCUCAGAGCUCUGCCUCCAGUCAUGCUGCAGCCCCCAGUCUUUAGGUGGAGGUGCUGGUGCUGGCGGAGGCUCAGGAGAGACAGGAUCACUGGCCUACAUGCAUGUCGCUGAAGUAGUGUCAGCUGCGGUGGCCCAGGGCACUCUGGGAAUGUUGCAGGCCACCGGGCGACUUUUCAUGGUCACAGACUACUCUCCAGAGUGGUCCUACCCAGAGGGUGGCGUGAAGGUCUUAAUCACAGGAUCAUGGCAGGAAGACAACAGCAGCUACUCCUGCCUGUUUGAUCAGAUCUCUGUCCCUGCCUCCCUCAUCCAACCUGGAGUUUUACGUUGCUACUGUCCUGCCCAUGACACAGGCCUGGUGACUCUGCAGGUGGCUGUCAGUAAUCAAAUCAUCUCUAACUCGGUUGUGUUUGAGUAUAAAGCCCGUGCACUGCCCUCCCUACCUUCAUCCCAGCAUGACUGGCUGUCACUUGACGAUAACCAGUUCAGAAUGUCCAUCCUGGAGCGGCUGGAACAGAUGGAGCGCAGGAUGGCUGAGAUGGCUGGUCAGCAGCAGCAGGGCAGUGGAGGAACAGCGGGGUCUGGAGGAGGAGGAGGAGGGGGGAACGGAGGCGCUAAUAGCCAGUCUCAGUGUAUCUCGGGACAGGCAGGAAGCUCUUUUGAGAGUCGUGUGGUGGUUGUUUGUGAGAAGAUGAUGAACAGGGCCUGCUGGGCCAAAUCCAAACACCUGAUUCACUCAAAGACCUUUCGGGGCAUGACCUUGCUACACCUUGCGGCAGGCCAAGGCUACGCCACCCUCAUCCAGACUCUCAUCAAAUGGCGCACGAAGCAUGCAGACAGCAUUGAUCUGGAACUUGAGGUGGACCCUCUCAACGUGGAUCACUUCUCUUGCACUCCACUGAUGUGGGCUUGUGCUUUGGGUCAUCUGGAGGCAGCAGUGGUCUUGUACAAGUGGGACCGGAGAGCAUUAGCAAUCCCAGACUCUCUAGGCCGCCUGCCCCUCUCCAUCGCCCGCUCCCGUGGUCACACCAAGCUGGCGGAGUGUCUGGAGCAGCUCCAGAGGGAGGAACAGCAGCAGCAGACCCCGUCCUCCUUGCCCCCUACCUCCAGCAUGUCUUUCUCUCCAAACCCUGACAUCCCCACCUCCAACAGCUGGAUGGUCAGCUGGGCCAGCGACAGUAUGGUGACCCCCAGUGGGCAAAACACUGGUACUACCACCACUACUACAACACCUUGCACCAACCAGAACCCUGAUUUGAGAAGACCAAGAUCAGAGCCCUCCAGCUACUACAGCAACGAGUGCCAGCGGGAAAUCCCCCUCGCCAAGAAACACAAGCCCAACCCAGAGCUUGUGCAAGCACAGCUGGAAAAGCCCAUGUCGGUUCCCUUGAACAUGGAGCAGCAGACACAUAAACUGUCAACCAGCCCUAAGACCCUCGUCUCCACCCCAUCCAGCCCAGAUAAGAGCGUCUCUGAGGAGGGUUUAGGGACAGGGGGCAUCCCACAAGCCAGGAUGGCCUCUUUCCGUGGAGGGCAUAAAUGGGCCACUAGAGAGGUGCUCAGGAAGGGAGGCAUCAGCGGCGUAGGGAAGGAGAAGUUGGCCAGCCGAUUACGACAGCGCGGCGAACCCCUCAGCAUGCUGGGAAUCGUGGAGAGGGAGAUUGUAGACACAGAGAUGCUUUCUUACAAGGAGGAUCUAGAGAACCAGGACUGCCUCUCUCACAUGGAGGAUCUGCAGGCGAAUAUGAUGAGCCUGGCGGAGCACAUCAUUGAGGCCACUCCGGAGCGCAUCAAGCGGGAACAUUUUCCAACCGUGGAGUCUGUUCCUCUGGACAACAGUGGCCUCACCAACACCAUGAGCUGGCUGGCCAGUUACCUGGGAGACGUGGAACACCUGCCCAGCAUCAUCCACUUGAGUCCCAUAUACAGUGAACCCCUGACCCCUCCCUCCAACCCUAGCCUGAGCCCGGGUAACUCGCCCAUGCGUGAGGGCCCGUUUGAGAAGCCGACCUUGCCCGCCCCAGCCGAGUGGAGUGAGUUUCUCAGAGCCUCCAACAGCAAAGUGGAAAGAGAGCUAGCCCAGCUCACAUUGUCGGACCCCGAGCAGAGGGAGCUCUAUGAAGCCGCACGGCUGGUGCAGACCGCUUUCCGCAAGUACAAGGGACGCCCACUGCGCGAGCAACAGGAAGUAGCCACCGCUGUCAUUCAGCGCUGUUACAGGAAGUACAAGCAGCUAACAUGGAUAGCCUUGAAGUAUGCACUUUAUAAGAAGAUGACGCAGGCCGCCAUCCUUAUCCAGAGUAAGUUCCGCAGCUACCACGAGCAGAAGAAGUUCCAGCAGAGCCGGCGGGCAGCCGUGCUGAUCCAGCAGUGUUACCGCAGCUACAGGGAGUUUGGCCGUCUGAGACCCCACCGCAGAGCAGCCACCGCGGCACUGGUCCAGCACAAACUCAGAAGCAGUCUUCUCACUAAGAGGCAAGAUCAGGCCGCCCGCAAGAUCAUGAAGUUCCUCCGCCGCUGCCGCCACAGCCCCUUGAUGGACCAUAGACUAUUCAAGCGGAGUGAGAGAAUUGAGAAAGGCCAGGGAACAUGAGAGCGUCCAGAAGAGCCCCCUCACAAUGUGACAUUACUCUCCAGACUCUUCCUUUCAGUUUUUCUGUUUCAACCAGAGACGUUUUACAAGAGGAAAAAAAAUAGCAAGAACACUGCAACUCUUACUACUACUGUAUGACUGAUACUUCGGCUACUAAACAACUGCGUUUUUUUCAUAUCUCUUUAUUCCUUCUACGUUUCUUUUAUGAAGAAAAGAGGCAACUGCUUUUGAUCAAAACAAACUCAAAGGACGUUGUUUUAGGAGGAAGAACAUUUGCUUCGUGGCAUUUUUUGCACUUUUUAAUGGAUUGAUUUGUCAUUUUGGAUGAGCAUUGAAAGGUUUCGUUUGAAAAUGGAUGAUUGGAAGUCAUGCUCUUCAGUGGCUCGUAAAGAAAAGAGAAACGAAAAGAGAAAGAUGGUAACAAAAUAUGGCGUCGACACAGAAACAUGGCCGGACCUGUUCCGAGUGUAUUUCGUAGUUUUCGAAAAAGAUGACAAGAUGUGUUUGGAGGGUAAAAUUGUUACCAAAAAUGAUGUAUAAUUCAUGAAUUAGUUUUUGUACAGCCAGACGAAUUCAUCAGAAACUUCUUCCAGCCUGUCCCUUACAGUUGCCCGUCUUCUCUUGGCUACAAGGGGACCGGGUUGCUAAUGAAUGUAAGAGGUAAAUGCGCAGGCUUGGGUGAUGUCAUGCUGAUUUUAUUUUGCCAACAAGGAGUACAUACAAUUUUAAUCGACAACUAUUUUCAGAUCGAUGAUACUCGGCGACACACGUCAGCGAGACAACGGAUAGCUCCAGGCAGAUCUUGAAACUAGGCCUCAGUCUUUUGGUUAGUGUUGUUUUCAACUCCAUUCAUGCACUGGAGACACCAAAUGUCAUCACCUCUGCCCAUCGUUUACUAUUGGCAAGUUUGUAAUAUGUUUUCUUUUGUUAAUCCAAUGUUAAAUAGUCAUUGGCGAAGCAUUUGUUUCGGUUGAAAAUCAACUUCCGGGGUUUUCUAAAGCUGUUUCAAGAGAAAGUUACAUACAUUGCCUUGAUAUCUUUGACAUACUUUGUCAAGGGUCUCCGCACCCGGGGUUUCGACAAAUCCAUAUUUUUGACAAUUGAGCGGUUCCUGUACAUAAAGAAGGCUGCCAGUACGCAAAGUUAAACAUUUACCUAAGCAGGAUUGUAUUUUAGAAAUAUAUUAUUUUCCUCAUUGAAAGGGAUCAAAACAGAUUCGCAUUCAAAUCUAAAUAUUUGUAUAGUUUUGUUUGAAUGCCUAAGAAGUAUGGUUGUAUCGUUUGUACAUAGUGUAAAUACCUGGGAUAAAGUCAAGCUACUGUAUGUGCAUGACAAAAACGAACAAAGAUACAAAAAAAAAAGAGUUCAAAAGCAUUAGUGGCUAUGCUCUGUAAAACUAUUUCACUAUAAGAGUAUUUUAUUUUACUUUGAAUGUUCUUGAGAAGAACAUUUUGCUAAAGCAUGACGUUCCUGCAAUUAUGAAAAAUUCUAUUUAUGAGGUAGGAGAAAAGGCAAAAUGAUCAUUCGGUUAUGUUUACAUCUGUUUGUUUUUUCGGGGCUACCAAGAAUCUUUUUGCCAACGGUGCCAAGUAAUGUGAAUGCUACUGCUUAAAGGAAGUAAAUCAUUGCUGAACAGAUAAUCACAUGGAAAAAAAAACGUGAUCAGAUUCACUUGCAUUCAAUAUGCAUAACCCAUGAACACAGUCAAGAAUGAUGGUGUAUUUCAGGAAGGAUCUUUAAGUGUAUCACAUAUCCGAUUUGGUUCAUUUGUAUGUUUGUUUUGUGUUUCAUAAGCCCAAAUACUUUUGUAUUAUGUAAAAUGUGCUUUUCUGUUAUGACUGCAGAGGUAGUUGACCUUAUGGCAGCAUUAUGCCGUUUUAAGUGUCUAGUUCAAGAAGAUGUGCAAGAAUCCCUGUGAGUUGACAGUAAAGACACACUGUAGAAGCUUAAAUAUUGACACAACCUCUUUAGAGAUCCACACUGACUAAAAGAUUAGGUUAUCUGUUAUGCAUGUGAACGGGACUCUUUCGGUGCUAAAACGUUGGCGUCAAGGGCCUGAUGAUAGACCUCCAAAGAUCAACCAAUGUCACCAGGGACGUAACUUUCAACAGCAGGUGUCGCCAUGGCAUGUGAAAACGAUUUCUAAUGCACUAAAAUGUGUAUAUUUUAGUUCCCCCCUCAUGUCAUAUUUUGUAUUUGCGUCUGAUAUGUACAUGUUUUCUUCAGCGUGCUUAUGUUGGAAGUGCCUGAUCAUAUUCGAAAUCCAGCGAGCCGUGUCAGUCAGUCUGCAUGUGAGGUUUGCAAGGGACUGGCAUUAGUCGGUUGUUUUUUUUUUUAUUUUCCUUUGUCUGUACCUUCUCCAUGUAUUUCAUUUUUAACGCACCAGGAAUUUAUGGCUUCGUCAUAACUCACGUCCUCUAUUGGAACUGCCAGAUGAACCCGCGAGGACUGCAGAUUUCAGUCCGGCUGGUUCUUGCCUUGCAUUCAUCAUUCCGGUAGCAGUUUAGGUUGUCAGCUGAUGCACUGCGGUGGCAACUCGAGUCUUAUUAUGCUUGCAUGGGUAACAUAGAUAACCGGGUUGCUGAAACGGCACCCAAAGCAUGCUUAUUUUUGUAGAUUUGGUAGUCGGGUAGACUUGUUGAAGAAAUACUGUUCUGUAAAGCAGCUGGUUUCACGGGUUGCAGAACUUCAAACAGACCGAUGGCUACGAAACGUACACAAAAGUCAAAACAGCUGGCAAGUUGUCCGUAGCCUACUCAUAUUUACAGGGGCAGCAUGAGUCUUUUUUCUUUUUUUAUCAAAUAGAAUUUGGCUUCCAGUUUCGUUUUAAAUGGCAUCGAAUUCAGUUUCACUCCACUUUCCAUUCACAUUACCAUUUCUUAGAUGACUCCGCAACAGAAACAGGUUAAAGAGAAAAAAAAAAAACGUGUGUACCUCAUACAAAAACACGCGCCACAGAACUGUGUCCAUAUCCACGUUAAAGUGUCCACGGCACUAGUGCAGUCGAAACCUCGGCGGGUUCACUUUUGUAUCUUAACUCAGGUGCCAAACUGGAGAGAAGGGGAAGUAGAGCAGGUCACUUGAGAAUUAGUUGCUGCUUAUUGGGAAACGAGCCACACUGUCCUGAUCAAAUUACUGUGAUUCUGAACAUGUCAUGCUGUUCACCUUUUUUUAAACCAACUAUGUGAGCUGAGUUGGCGUACCUUGGGUCCCCAAAAACCGAUUUGUCAAAAGAGCCGCUCUGACUGGUGUUGUAUAAGAGUGAUCAAGCCCGUUGGAAUGGAGCAGGUCUGCACGAAUGCGUCUGAUGCUUGUGUAAAUACGCAUGGAUGUUUCAGUUCAAUGCAGCUUCUCCGGAUAUACUGAAUCACAAUGGUGAAAAAGUGCUGCUCAGAUCCAUUCAUCAUCACGUUAUCAUAGCCAUGUAGUUUCUAAACGCCGGACUAUAACCUCACCUGGUCGCAUACGGGUUCAUUUUGACAACUCUGCUUCAGCUUUAACGGUAUCACAGCUCAGCCCACAGAAGAUACCUCAUCAUCAUCAUCACUUUUGUUUGUCGCGUCACCAACUUUCCUGCGCAUGCAUUCUUUAGAAAAGGGAAACCAAUAUCCCACCUUUCAUGGACACAGAGCAAUAAGCAGUUCCUGAAGUGAAGACCUGUAGACCUAAUAAUGGGGACCGCGAUCUGUUGUUGGACACACGUAGCUGACUAACUCUUAUGCAAAUGCCAGUAUUGUGAGAUUAGAAUGCAGUAGUUUAAGGACAGUGCUUAUACGACACCCUUCAUGGAGCUGCACGUUUUCAUCCCUUUCAAACCCAGAAAAUAACGGCCCUGUCUUUAUUACAAGCUACACUUGGGGCUCUCUACACUUUGCAUGUUAAACUAGUGUUAGAUCUACUUUUCCUCUCCUCUCUCUAGCUGUCUUUCUCUGUCUUUCCCGAUUAUGUAUCCCUCUCCCUUCCUGCCCCUUAUUUUGUUUUCUUCUUCUUCUUUUUUUAAAUGUCUUAGUUUUUCUUCCUUCUCCCUGGUUUGAGCAAUUUAUUUUUGUAAUUGUGCAUGUUAAAGAGUCACUGAAUCGAUGGAUAUGUUAAAAAAGAGAAUUCAGCUGCUGAAGCCAUGCAAAAUGUUUUGAAUUGCCCUUAAAUAAUGAAAGAUGUUUUCUGAAUGCUUUAUAUUCUCUCUGCUGUAAAAUAAUAAAAGGGGAAAAACUUAAAAAGUU